This is a messenger RNA of Fibroporia radiculosa, 453 nucleotides long. RefSeq lists its product as uncharacterized. The coding region runs from base 1 to 453 and encodes 150 amino acids. NCBI's taxonomy places the organism in Eukaryota, Fungi, Basidiomycota, Agaricomycetes, Polyporales, Fibroporiaceae. The record is from RefSeq and is a predicted model, not a curated record. The transcript has 2 exons.
AUGAUGGACGUGCAAGUAAUCCGAGCAGCAAGUCUCGCUCAUCGCAUUAAUGCAAGCCCACCAUACUAUGUCGUAGACCUUCCUAAGGCGGGCCAGCGCCUGAUAUUCUGCGACAAGCCCUCGACAUCCGAGGGGUACGCGAGCGCCAUUCGUAUCAUGGAGGAAUUCUGCCAGGCGAAGCUGGUGAGCAAGAAAGCUCAGAGGCGUAAAAUACAAUCCAUCAUUCUGUCCGAGAUCGCGCACGUUUCGGAUGAAUAUCUGGAACCUAUGCAUAUGCUAGUCAAGCUUACGCUUCCGACGUCCUCCGGAAUACCGACAGCCAUCUCUGCUCACGUCUAUGUUACCGACUCCAUCCCUAAUGGGAGCUAUGAUACAGCAAAUGUGUUUUGGUCGAGUGACCAGGAGCUGCUUGAACAUGAGAUAGCUGCUCUUAGGGAGGCUGUAAAGCUGUAA